AUUUAUUUGCAGAAAAUGAAAAAUGGCUGAAAUAACAGUUUUCAUGCAUCUUGCCAUGUUUUCUGCUCCACCAGUCUGACACACUGAUUUUGGAUGACUUUAUGCCUUUACUCCUGGUGCAAAAAUCUAAGCAGGUCAGCUUGGUGUGAUGGCUUGUGAACAUCCAUCUUCCUCUUGAUUAUAUUCCAGAGUUUUUUUCUGUUUGAUAAAAUCAAACAAACUCAUAAUUUUUAAGUGGUGUAGUAUACGUGAUGCAUGUAUUCAUCUUCUCUGUAAAUCCCAGCCGUUUAUAGCCUGCAUGCCACAGCACUGGCCUGAUUUUUGAUUAAUGAUAUUAUAAUUUCUGAAUAAACAUUGUGUCACCUGUACUGACUGUGAUUAGAACAUUUCCAUCUACUUCCUCCUGUUUUACAGGAAUCAGAUUCAGGGAAACACAAAAGCCUUCACCUGUAAUUUACAAGAAGCUAGUAAGUAAAUCACAACCAGCCAUAACAUUAAAAUCACCUGCCUGUUAUUGUGUAGACAGCCCUUGUUCAUCUAGCCAAAUACAGCUUCAACAUCCGGAAGAUCUCUGCAGGUGGUUUACAGCAGACUCUUUAUGUUCUGUUUGUUGUGAGGUGGAAAAAGCCUUCAUUUGUUUCAUUGGCUGUUUUUUCACUGCAGAGACGAACAUCUGAGUAACACAGUUUGACAUGGAGAGAUCGUUAACUGCGAGACAUGUCUAUACAAACCUACAUUUAAUAGGGGGCACAUCAUUAGACUAGGAGUAAUAGAAUGGCCUCUUUGUCAAAUUGCCCACUAUCUAGGAAGUUGACUCUGUCUGCAUAAAUAUAAAAACUUGAGUUGGAAAUAAUGGAAAAUGUUUAAACUGCUAAAAAAAGAAACCUGAGAAACAUGCUGUAUACAGAUUUCACAGUAACAAUGUGUUAUUUAUAAAGUAAAAAAACUGCAGAUAAUUGUUACAGUAUAUAUACAUUUAAGUAUUUUACUAAAUAUAGUAAUCAUUAAAAGUGAUAGAAACCUGUGUACUGCAGGUAAGUUACCUGAGCGCAGGUGAGGGCGGAGGAGUUUGAGGGCAGGUGUGUAUGAUGGUAUAAAUGGUGUAGACCGAGGCGAGGCUUUCAGUCUGGAUCUACAGCGUCAGGAUGAAGGUGAAGGUGUUUGUAUGGGUGAUUCUAGCUGCUCUCAGCUCCGCACACCAAUCAGGAGAGCUGCGUCUUGAGCUGCUAAGUGAAUAUGAGUUGGUUCGUCCUGUAAGACUGAACACACACCAGCAGAAACACACACAGUUUUCCCACACAGAUACAGUGUCCUACAGGCUGGAGCUGCAGAGCAAUAUCAUCACCAUUAAUUUAAGAAGAAACAGAGAUCUGAUCAGCUCCAGCUACACUGAGACUCACUACACCCCCAACGGCACCAGAGUAACCACCCUCCUGCAGGAUCAGGGUGAGGAUCAGUGUUAUUAUCUGGGGUCAGUGGGAGAUGAGCAGCAGUCUGUGGUCAGCAUGAGCACCUGUGAUGGACUCAGGGGGUUCUUCAGGACAGGAGGUCAGGACUACGUGAUCGAGCCACUGACGGACGGUGAGGCUGGAGAUCACGCUGUGUUUAAAGCUGAAUUCCUCAAAAACAAGAACCUCCUUUGUGGCGUUACAGAGAAAACAGUGGAGUCUGUACUACCAGCUUUCAACACUAAGGGGAGCCGUCGGGCUGUGCAGUUUGAUAAAGGGAAUUCUGAUAGAGAUGCUCUAAUGGAUGAGCAGAAGUACAUCGAGAUGUAUCUGGUUGUCGACAACAGUGAGUUUCAGAAUUUGGGCAGUGACAUUAAUAAAGUGAGGAAGAGGAUGUUCCAGAUUAUUAACUUUGUUGAUAUGGUGUAUCUUCCCCUGCACACCUUCAUCGCUCUAGUGGGGUUGGAGGUGUGGUCAGACAGAGACAAGAUAAACGUCUCUUCCUCUGCUUCCAACACCCUGACUGCCUUCACCCAGUGGAGGAUAAAUCAGGCCAAGACCUUCAAACAAAACGACAACUCUCAGCUCAUCACGUCGAUGAACUUCGGUGACGUGGUGGGCUUGGCUAACGUGGGAACCCUGUGUACCCCUGACUCCUGUUCUGUAAUUCGGGAUUUCUCCUCUAACGCUCUGGCGACCGGCGCGGUGCUGGCACAUGAACUCGGGCAUAACCUGGGCAUGGAGCACGACGAGCCUACCUGCUCCUGUAGCUCCGCCCACUGCAUCAUGUCUGCAGAACUCAGUAAUCCUCCCCCGGAGAAAUUCAGUAACUGCAGCGUUGCGGAAUAUCGGGAGUUCCUGCAGACAACUUCGGCUCUGACCUGUUUACUAGAUAAACCUGCUGAAGGCUCCAUCAUAGCUCCGCCCAUCUGCGGAAACAACUUCAAAGAGGAAGGAGAGGAAUGUGACUGCGGUCUGGUGGAGGAGUGUACGAACCCGUGCUGUGAUGCUGCCACCUGUACCUUAACUCCAGGCUCUCAGUGCUCCUCUGGAGAAUGCUGCAACAACUGCAAGUUGGUGCCGGUGGACAGUCUGUGUCGGAGUGUGAUGAGCGAGUGUGAUCUGCCGGAGUAUUGUACAGGAGCAUCUGGAGAUUGUCCUGCAGACACCUACAGAGAGGACGGCCUGCCCUGCAGGAACAACAGCGGGUACUGCUACCACGGGCACUGCCCACUCAGACCGGACCAGUGCAUCCAGAUGUGGGGAGACACGGCUGAGGAGGCGCCAGAGUCGUGCUACGACCUGAAUACUAAAGGCACGGAUUAUGCUUACUGCAGGCGCCCACUCCCACAGGAAUACAUUGGGUGCCCACAGAAGGAUGUCCUGUGUGGGACGCUGUUCUGCUCUAAUGGGACGGCUGACCCGCGGGCCGGUACCGGAGUGACGCAUGAUGGGACGUGCAAAAGCACAGUGUUCAACUCCAGCAUGGGCGACGAACUGGUGCAACCUGGGACCAAAUGUGGAGACGGACUGGUCUGCAGUAAUGGUGCGUGUGUGGAGCUGGAGGAAGCCUAUGGAGAACCCAACUGUUCUAAAGCAUGCACAGGAAACUCAGUGUGUAAUAAUAUAGGAGAAUGCCAGUGCACACCAGGAUGGGUACCACCUGACUGUACCACACGCUACACAGACCACAUCACCUAUAACAGUGGAGCAGAGAGGCUAAGCAAAGAUUCGUACAUUGCACUGGCGGCCUGUCUGGCGAUAAUUCUCAGUGUUCUGGCUCUGGUUGUUCUCAUCGCCGCAGUCUGGAGAAUAAAGAAGACCAACUCAACACCCUCAUAGAUUUUACUAUACAUACAGCUAGAAGUGUUGGGAUAACUUAUGAUUUAUUUAUUCGUCUUACAAAAUCAAGGGUAUUAAGAGUUUAUCCUGCUUUUGUUAGAGUAACUGCCACUACUGAUGGCGGCACUGUGGCUUAGUGGUUAGCACAUUCGCCUCCCAGCACUGAGGUCUUGGGUAUAAGUCCCUAUCUGGGUGGGGUUUCCAUGUUCUCCCUGUGUCUUUGUGGGUUUCCUCCGGAGACUCCGGUUUCCUCUCAUAAAUAUGCAGAUUUGGUAAAAUUAGACACUCUAAAUUGCCCAGAAAAAUGUAAUACCCUAAAUUGAUCUGGUGUGACUGUGCCCAAGUGUUAAUUGGCACUCUGUACUUGGUAAAUGCUGUAGUGCCUGAUGCAGUGCUCCAGGUGGACAGUCGUUUCUGGUUGAGAGUACGCUGUGCGCUCUUGGCUGCCGCUUCUCACCGGUGUGUAAAAACA
Astyanax mexicanus (Mexican tetra) is the source of this 3762-nucleotide messenger RNA. RefSeq names its product zinc metalloproteinase-disintegrin-like atrolysin-A. Lineage: Eukaryota; Metazoa; Chordata; Actinopteri; Characiformes; Acestrorhamphidae. Gene Ontology annotation, molecular function: metalloendopeptidase activity. Gene Ontology annotation, biological process: proteolysis. The transcript is spliced from 19 exons. Bases 1146 to 3290 code for a protein of 714 amino acids. Gene Ontology annotation, cellular component: plasma membrane. The record is from RefSeq and is a predicted model, not a curated record.